Molecule: messenger RNA, 2721 nt
Organism: Pedinophyceae sp. YPF-701
Lineage: Eukaryota; Viridiplantae; Chlorophyta; Pedinophyceae
Source: the annotation of a GenBank genome assembly
AUGGGUGCUGAGACAGAGACCAAGCCGAAGGUCAUCUUCAGGAAGGACUACACGCCGACUCCGUACAACAUCAAGAACGUGAACCUCACGUUCAAGCUCGAUGAGGACUUCACGACCGUCCAGACCAGGCUGGCCAUGAAGCCCACGAGCGCCCCCACUGGGGCCGACCUGGUGCUCAACGGGGGCGAGGACGUCAAGCUGGUCUCCAUCUCCGUGGACGGCACGAAGCUCGACUCCUCGAGCUACACGAUCGCGGACAAGCGCCUGACCGUCAAGGGCUCGGCGCUCCCGGCCAGCGGCGAGUACGUGCUGGAGACGGAGGUGCACAUCAAGCCGCAGGACAACACGUCGCUCGAGGGGCUGUACAAGUCCUCCGGGAACUUCUGCACCCAGUGCGAGGCCGAGGGCUUCCGCAACAUCACGUACUUCCUCGACAGGCCCGACGUGAUGACGGAGUUCACGGUGCGCAUCGAGGCGGACAAGUCGAAGUACCCCGUGAUGCUGUCGAACGGCAACCUGGUCGAGGAGGGUGCGCUGGGCGGCGGGAAGCACUUCGCCGUGUGGCACGACCCGCACCCGAAGCCGUGCUACCUGUUCGCGCUGGUCGCGGGCGACCUCGCGGUGACGGAGGACUCGUUCAAGACGGCGUCGGGCCGCGACGUGAAGCUGCGCAUCUACGCGCAGGCGCACAACAUGAACAAGACGCCGUUCGCGAUGGAGAGCCUCAAGAAGGCGAUGCUGUGGGACGAGAAGCGCUUCGGGCUCGAGUACGACCUCGACCUGUUCAACAUCGUCGCGGUGGACGACUUCAACAUGGGCGCGAUGGAAAACAAGUCGCUCAACAUCUUCAACAGCCGGCUGGUGCUGGCGUCGCCGGAGACGGCCACGGACGUCGACUUCUACCGCAUCGAGGGCGUCGUCGGGCACGAGUACUUCCACAACUGGACGGGCAACCGCGUCACGUGCCGCGACUGGUUCCAGCUCACCCUCAAGGAGGGCCUGACGGUGUUCCGCGACCAGGAGUUCAGCGCCGACAUGAACUCGCGCCCCGUGCAGCGCAUCGACGACGUCGUCGCGCUCCGCAGCCGGCAGUUCGCGGAGGACUCCGGACCCAUGGCGCACCCCAUCCGCCCGGACUCGUACAUCAAGAUGGACAACUUCUACACCCUCACGGUGUACGAGAAGGGCGCGGAGGUCGUGCGCAUGUACCAGACCCUCCUCGGCGUCGACGGCUUCCGCAAGGGCAUGGACCUCUACUUCUCCCGGCACGACGGACAGGCCGUGACCUGCGACGACUUCCUCGCCGCGAUGGCCGACGCCAACGGCCGGGACCUGUCGCACAUGCAGAACUGGUACUCCCAGGCCGGGACCCCGGACCUGCACAUCGACACGGCCUACGACGCCGCGGCACAGACCUUCACGCUGACCUGCAAGCAGAGCACGCCCGACACGCCCGGGCAGACGGCCAAGAAGCCCGUGCUGGUCCCGAUCGCCAUGGGCCUGCUCGGCCCCGACGGCUCGGAGAUGCCGCUGACGCUCUCCACGGGGGAGUCCCUGGGCACCUCUACGGUGCUGGAGUUCGCCGACGCGGAGAAGAGCUACACGUUCACGGGCGUGGCGCAGCGCCCCGUGCCGUCGCUCCUGCGCGGGUUCUCGGCGCCCGUGAAGCUCGAGGUUGCCGGUCAGACUGACGAGGACCUCCUGCUGAUGAUGGCGCACGACACCGACUCGUUCAACCGCUGGGAGGCCGGGCAGCGGCUGCUGAAGAAGCUCGCGAUGUCGCUGUACGGCGCCGCCGCGGAGGCCGGCGCCGCGGGCGACAAGGCGAAGGUCCGCGCCACGCUGGCCGCCGCGGGCGGCGUCCCCGAGUCGAUCGUCGGUGCCGUCAAGGCCGUGCUGACGGACAAGGCGCUGGACGGGUCGUUCAAGGCCAUGGCCAUCUCGAUCCCGUCGCCGUCGGAGCUGGUCGACGCGAUCCCGGAGGCGGACCCCACACUGAUUCACGACGUGCGGUCCUUCAUGGUGGGCGAGCUGGCGGCGCGCCUGCGGCCCGAGUUCGAGGCGGAGAUGGCGGCGAACGCGAGCGAGCCGGGCGCGCCGUACGUGUUCUCUGCGCCGGAGAUGGCGCGCCGGAACAUCCGGUCGAAGUGCCUGGCGUACCUGUCUUCGCUGGGCGCGGCCGGCGACACCGCGAUGAUCGAGGACAUCUACAAGCGCUUCAAGGAGGCGACGAACAUGACGGACCAGAUGGCGGCGGCGGCGGCCCUGAACGAGAUCGACUGUCCGCAGCGCCAGCAGGUCCUGGACGAGUUCUACCAGCAGUACAAGGACGAGCCGCUGGUGCUGCUCAAGUGGCUCACGCUCUGCAGCACCUCGAACGUGGCCGGGAACACCGCCGCGGUCGAGCAGCUCAUGGCCGACGAGUCCCGGUUCAACAUCAAGAACCCCAACUCGUGCUACUCGCUGUUCGGCGGGUUCGCGGCGUCGGCGCACAACUUCCACAACGCGGACGGGUCCGGGUACAAGCUGCUCGCGGACGCGGUGAUCCAGCUCGACGACAUCAACGGGCAGGUGGCCGCGCGCAUCGUGGCGGCCUUCACGCGCUGGAAGAAGUACGACCAGGGGCGCCAGGCGCUGAUGAAGGCGCAGCUGCAGCGCAUCGCCGCGAAGAAGGGCCUCACGGACAACGUGUACGAGAUCGUGUCGAAGUCGCUGGAGUGA